GACAACAACACCGAAAUAGACCUACAAGCUCUGCGCCCAUGACGUCAUUCGGCAGAUAAGGUUGUUGGGUUCUUCCUUCUCGCUAAUUCAAGCGCGACUCCUUCUCCAUUUACGACUUCAGUGUGUGUGCAAACGUUACCGCUCUCGUUCACAAUCUGAACACUAACAAACAAAUCCCCCCCAAACGGUGUACGGGCAGUUGUCAAGCAGAUUAUCAGUGAAAGGCCCCAUGGCGCGGCAUUUUGGUGGUUGAUGAUGAUCGCUUGCGUUUAGGGAAUCUCUCGGAGUGUAACCUUUGACGUUAGCAUAACUUAGCAGGCUAAUGCAAAGACACUGCUUUUUGAACAACAACCGCACACGUUCCUCCGUCCUGCAUACCUUAGAGAGACACUUUUAUUUGUCAUCGAGAAGGGGUGUUUACUGAGAAAGAAAGGAAGCGAGGACUGUAAAUAACACAGGCCCAACUCUCAGCUUGUUCAAGCGAGGCAAACCACAGUCCGUUAGCACACGUUAGCUUCCCCUCAAAGUGCUCACAACUUAGCUAAUUAGCGAACUGUUGUAACAAAAUCUGGGGAAAAAACGCGCACCUACCUGAUCUAAAUUAUCGUCGCUAGCACUGUCUUCGGAGUCAGAGUCAAUCACGACUCGACCUUUCCGCUUCUUUACAUUCACCAUGAUUAGCUGCACUAGCUAACCUGCUAGCUACCUCUGUGGCGUCUAAAUGUUUGAGGCUAGCCGUUUGCUUGCUAGUCUCGAGCUAGUUGGCUCUGCAGUCAGUCACACAAAGGCAGUACUGAGCAUGCGCGCUCGCACUUAUAUCAUAGCUACAAUUGGGGUUUAUGGCUCUUCCAGAGAAAUAAAAAAUAAUAUGUAUGUUUGCACACUUAUCAUAUUACUUUAUUGAUAUAGUUGAUAUAAAGAAUACGAGGACAUUGACGGUUAGCUAAGAAUGGAACUAUAUACUGAUAGUGAGUGUGUCAGUCAGGACAUACAUCUUGGGUGCACUACUGCGAUCUUCAAGGUCCACGAUAAAUCAACAUUUUACUGUUGAAGCUUCAAUCUGUAGCUCCGUGAGUUGAGUUCUUGUAUUUGUAAAUGAGAUCAGCACACGACCAGUUUAUACAUGUUUUCAAUCCAUAACAGUGUUUUAAAGAGAUAACGUAAUGGAUUUGUCAGACUAAUCCAAGAACCGAAGUCGGGGAAAUAUCCAUCCGUCACCAUUUGUUACAGCAUGAUCACACAGUGAACCGUCCAUAUCACUGCUGAAAUGUCUCUGCCAAAGAUCACACGUCUCCCCUCAGUGAGGCUGCUGAGCUCCAUCCAGCGCCACCAGCUGCUGCUCCCCUCCAUCACUCCUCCCACUGCGCCCAGAAGAGCUGUGAGUCAGGGCGAGUAUAGACGACCCGGCCAGCCCAAAGAGGACAAGUUCCCAGGGCAGCCGAUUAACUUUGGCUUCUCAAAGGGUUUUGAGGGGAUAAAGAAGCAUUUCACACUGCUGAAGAAGGAGUUCUCUGACCGCUGGGUUGGUCCACAGGGCAAACCCCUCCUUGAGCACAUGUUGGAGCAGAACCGAGUGAUAUGGGAGUUCAGAGGCCCAGAGAGCCUGGACCAGUGGACAGUGUCCUCAGAUCGUGAGAUAGGAGGCCAAAGUGAAGCUUACUUGAAGCUCGGCAAAAACAUGAAUACCUGUUUCCUGUAUGGGACUCUGAGCUCUACACCUCCAAGGGAUGGAGAAACGCGCUACAGUGGCUACUGCACCAUGCGCUCAAAGCAAUCACUGGUUUCAUUCGAUAGAAAAAAGCACAAUGAUUUGUCCAGUUUCAACACCCUGCAUUUGCGAGUACGCGGUGACGGACGUCCGUGGAUGAUCAAUAUUGCCACAGAAACAUACUUCUCACACCAGAAAGAUGACAUAUACAAUUAUUUCCUGUACACCAGGGGAGGCCCCUACUGGCAAGAUGUCAAGAUACCUUUCUCCAAGUUCUUCCUUACAAAUCGUGGGAGGAUACAAGACGACCAGCAUCCUCUCUGGCUGGACAAGGUUAACACCAUUGGAUUUACCUUGGGGGAUAAAGCAGACGGUCCGUUCCAGCUGGAGAUUGAUUUUGUUGCGGUCUGCAAAGAUUAUGCUCACACUGAGGAGUUUGCCUACGAGGUGUACAAGAGAAAUCCAGACAUUUGAGAGCAACUGCUGAAACACUGCAGAUGAACGGUUAUUCAAUAAUGGCCAGGUUAUACUGAAACUACCAAUAAACAAGUCCACCACCUUCUUGGGGACAAUCAGUUACAUCCCAACAAUCAUUCCUGGUAACACUUAUUUUUUUAAGACACUGUAUAUUUGGAUUCUAGCACAUGGACUGGGGUACUUUAGUAACUGUGUGCCACCUGCAGAAGUAAAAGCCCUGAGGAAGUUACUUGUUAUAAAAUGAUAUUUUAUUACAAGACAUUAAUUGAGACCAUCUUGCUGCUUUAAAAAAAUUAAAAAGUUGUUUAUCUUGUUCCAAGACUUGUAUGAGACACAUUUUCCUCCAACAGAUGUUAAACAACCAGAUCUAAAACCAGAACCAUGAACAAUAAAAAAAAAUACAUCUCAUGUGACUUUUAAACAUUUUUUGUGGAACAGAUUUCCUUACAUCAUCCAGACUAAACCACAAAAGAAACUUAAACUUAAAAAUGGAGAACGCAGACAAGGGACUCUUUUUAUCGGUCUUUCCAAAAAGGUAAAAACAAAGCACAUCAAAUUAUAAGAACAAAAUUACAGUUUUAAAUACAGCAAAACAGGAUAUCGAUUCUCUACAAAAACACAUAAAAAGCAUCAGUGAGAGCUAUAAGGUGUUAACACUACACCAUGAGUCAAAUCUAAAAGAAAUGGUUUGGUAGGUUAGAUAGAAGCAGAAAACGAGAGCUUCCUGACAGACUAAAAGAGACUGCAGGAAAGAAAGCGUCAAAAUAUUUACACUGGAGAAACAGGCUGUACAAAACGUCUACAGACAAGCACGAUGUUUUUACAUCAUGACAAGGCCUCUUCUUGCCCCAAGCAUACUUGCUUUCUUCUGCUUCCGGUCUUCGGCAUGUUUUGCUCUCCUGUCCCCCCUAAAAUAAGAUAAGAGACUGAUGUUAUACGAGUCAUUUCUAAUGGGAGACUAAUCUAUAUCAGCCAGUGUGUGCUUUCAGUUUAAACAUACCGUGUCUGGACUUUGGUCUGUUUGUAAUUCUUCUGAUGAGAGUUGCCAAUCAGUGACUUGUUGGCUGCUGCGUUUUCUUGGAUGUCUCCAAACGGCUUGAGUUUACCUAGAAACAUAAAAACUGUGAUUUGUCUGUCUACUGAAACUAUAUUUCAGAGAAACAGAAAUAAUACGUGGCGUUGUACCUGAAUGAGGCUUGUAGGCGAGGACACGAGAAAGACUGGCUUUCAGAUCAAAGCCUGACUUAUUUUGUGUUCCGGGGGUUGUUGAAGUACUUGUGUUGCCGAUGAAAACAAACGCUCCUUUGGAAUUAAGCGAUGGAGAAAUUAAAUCACACUUUACGCACAUAUUUUGGCAAAUGAAGAUCCAUUUCCAAGGAUUAAAAAGGCAAAGGUACCUGGAGAUUUUGGGGCAGAGAAAGUUGAAAUCUUGGCAUUUCUGGGCCUUCCUCCAUCAGCGGGC
Anarrhichthys ocellatus (wolf-eel) is the source of this 3647-nucleotide messenger RNA. It is a transcript of the gene ndufaf1, whose product is annotated as NADH:ubiquinone oxidoreductase complex assembly factor 1. The record is from RefSeq and is a predicted model, not a curated record. Gene Ontology annotation, cellular component: mitochondrion. The transcript is spliced from 5 exons. NCBI's taxonomy places the organism in Eukaryota, Metazoa, Chordata, Actinopteri, Perciformes, Anarhichadidae. The coding region runs from base 1268 to 2182 and encodes 304 amino acids. Gene Ontology annotation, biological process: mitochondrial respiratory chain complex I assembly; mitochondrial electron transport, NADH to ubiquinone.